Malania oleifera is the source of this 1410-nucleotide messenger RNA. Its product is annotated as probable polygalacturonase At3g15720. The transcript has 11 exons. Lineage: Eukaryota; Viridiplantae; Streptophyta; Magnoliopsida; Santalales; Ximeniaceae. The record is from RefSeq and is a predicted model, not a curated record. Gene Ontology annotation, biological process: carbohydrate metabolic process. Gene Ontology annotation, molecular function: polygalacturonase activity. Bases 1 to 1410 code for a protein of 469 amino acids.
AUGACUGGUAUGUCUGCACCGAGUCAGAACCAGGGACAGAACCAGGUGCCUCGGGGAAACACAGCUCAAGAGAGGGUGUACUCGCUUACUCCAACGGAUGCACAACACGCUGGCAACGUGGAUGCAUUAGCAGUUGUCGUCCUAUUAUGUAUCACUCUAUUUAACGUAAGUAGCGGGUUAGACUAUUCAAAUGUAUUUGACGUGAUGGAGCAUGGAGCUGUUGGAGAUGGUGAUAGCGAUGAUUCCCAAGCUUUUGCAAAAGCUUGGGAAACCUUAUGCUCUGGUUCUGGAGGGAGCAAUGCCUUAAUCGUACCAAGUGGGAAGACAUUCAGAUUGCAGCCUACCAGGUUUGCUGGUCCGUGCAGGGCAGAGAGAGUCCAUGUGCAGAUUUUGGGGACUCUUGUAGCACCUGCGGCUCCCGGUGAUUGGGAUGGAUGUGUAGACGGUAGCUGGCUUUCCUUCUCGGGAGUAGAGGGCCUCACAAUCGAUGGAUCAGGAACGAUCGACGGCCAAGGUUCACCUUGGUGGCAAAAUCCAAAUGCCGCUUUGCACUUCAAUGAAUGCAAUAAUCUUCUAUUAAAGGGAUUGACUCAUAUGAAUAGCCCAAGAAAUCAUAUCAGCAUUUCUAAAUGCAAAGGUGUAUUGGUCUCUAAUCUCAACAUAGUUGCACCAGAAAAAAGUCCCAACACCGAUGGCAUUGAUGUUUCUCAUUCAGAUCGAGUAAAUAUCCAAUAUUCUACCAUAGGAACAGGUGAUGAUUGUAUCGCUAUCAAUAGUGGGAGCACCAAUAUCAAUAUCAACAAUAUUGCAUGUGGACCGGGACAUGGCAUUAGCGUUGGAAGCCUAGGACAGGGUGGACAGACAGGUACUGUAGAAGGGGUAUAUGUGGCAAAUUGUAAUUUCAAAGGGACUGAAAAUGGAGCAAGGAUCAAGACGUGGCCGGGCGGUUCAGGGUAUGCCAGACAAAUCACUUUUGAACACAUCACAUUGGACAACGCUAAAAAUCCUAUCAUAAUUGACCAAAAUUAUUGUAAUGGUUUACACAAUUGCAGAUCUUCACGUAAUGCGAAGCAAUCGGAUGUGGAAGUGAGUGAUGUGACAUUCAAUGAUUUUCGUGGAUCAUGUGCCGGUGACGUAGCUAUUAAUUUUCAAUGCAGCCCAACUGUACCAUGUAGUGGUAUUAAAAUGAGCAAUAUUCACAUAAGCACAGCCAAUGGACAUCAACCUAAUGUCAUUUGUAGUAAUGCUAGAGGAACAUGUACCUCUUGUACACCUGAAUGGCCCUCCUCAAUAAUGAGGGAUGGAGAAGGGAGCGAUGGCGGCAACUGUUGUGGCAGUUGGGAGCUAAGCAAAGAAGCCGUCACAGGGAGUAGGGAGAGGCGGUGGUUAUGGAGCAGGGAGCGGCGGUGA